CAAAAAUCUCAAAAUAUUCGAACUUUGGAACGAAUAUUCACAACAAUAUAAUAAUAAUAACCUAUUAUUAAACUGAUAUUAAAAAUAAAUAUUAACAUUUUGGGUUUUCGGCAAUUUUGCAAAAUAUAGUUUUUCGAUAGUAUGGGUUUGAAAUGUAUUAUUUGUGAAACCAAAUUUACUACACGAACCAAUUUGAACAAACACAUGAAGAACAUUCAUAAACUCAAGCCGACGACGAUGUGUUAUGAUAGUGAUAGAUCUAAGUGGAAAAAUAAAUGCCUGGAAAAGGGUUGUAAUAAUUCCUUUCGGAAUAAUACAGAUUUAAUAAAUCACUUAUCUGAAAGUCACGACAUAAAAAUUGAAAGUGAGGAAAUAGAAUUUGUUGACAAAGAUGAGUUUCUGGACUGGAAAAGUGAUAUUGAAAAAACUUUCAAAUCUAAUUAUGCGAUCACAUCAGGCUAUUCCAAGGAUCAACCGGUGACUUAUUAUUCAUGUAAUAGAUCAGGAAAGAUUCCAUCAAGAGGCUCAUUCAAAAGGAGAGGUAAAAUCCAAGGAUCAUGUAAAUUAAAUAGUCGUUGCACCAGUAUGAUCAAACUUAUGGAAGGUACAAAUAAGCUUUCAGUAACUUGGGUAAAAACUCAUUAUGGUCACACAACUGAACUAGAACACUUGAGGAUUUCAAAGACAGAAAAAUCAAUUAUAGCCUCCAAACUUUUCUCGGGAGUUCCACCAUCAAGGAUUCUGGAUUCAUAUAGGAACAAUAUUGACGAAGAUGAUCCAUAUCGGGAAAAUUUCAUAACUAGAAAAGAUAUUCUGAAUAUAAAAAACUCCUUGAAAAAAACAAAACCUUCGAAUCUUCAGGAAAAUAAACGUGAGAACAAGUUACCUAGAGAGGUGAAUAAACCUGUUAAUUUAAAGAAAACUCUAUUAUCAAAAAUAAUGAAUAUAAGGACUAAGUUACGAAAUAAAAAUAUAAGUCAGUUAGAUGAUGAAGUAACUAUUCUAAUUGAAGGCCAUUUGGAUACGAUUGAUGAAUUACUGGAUUUGCCUUGCACUUCCAGUACGUCAUAUUGUAAUCUGAGUGAUGAUGAGCCAGCACUGCCAGCAGCAAAAAGACGAAAACUAAAAAAUAGUGAAAUUCAUGAAAGUAACUUUGGGGAAUCACAUGUUUCUCAUUCAGCAACAGACGAUCACAGCUAUUUUGAAUCAUCAAUAUAAUUGAUUGGUGUGUAUAAUGUUUAAAUAACUAUU
Messenger RNA from Phaedon cochleariae (mustard beetle), 1251 nucleotides. The record is from the annotation of a GenBank genome assembly. Lineage: Eukaryota; Metazoa; Arthropoda; Insecta; Coleoptera; Chrysomelidae.